UUUGCAAUCGGACUAAAGCCCUCGGCACACACGAACGAAAAUGUCAUGUUGAAGGAGUUAACAUUAUCAGUAGUCCUUUAAAUGACGCUGAAACUCCAAUAAUUUUCUGGCGUUGACGUCCGGUGUACGACAAGCGGAAACAGAAGUGUCAUAAAUGGUAAUUUUUCUGUGGAUCGUCAGGCAAUAAGACUCCCUCUUGAAGCAUGGAUUUGGCUGGCCUUUGGAGUCACGUCAACCUUCUCUCAGCUCUUCUUGGUCUCGUCAUCUUCACCGUCCUCUCGUGGUUCUUCAGCCGGUCAAAGAACCUUCCCCCUGGCCCGCGUGGUUGGCCACUGCUCGGUUACAUACCUCAGUUGGCGAGGAUCAAGGAGCCUGUCCAUGAGGUCUUCGCCAAGAUGGGCAAGAAGUACGGGCCCGUAUUCUGCUUAAAAAUAGCCAAUCAGCUAGUGGUGGUAUUGCAUAAUUAUGACGUCAUCAAAGAGGCCUGUGAUCAGUUUCAACUGAGUGGACGCCCUUCGUUUGAAAUCGGCCAAUUAACUUUACCGGGUCAUGGUAUCCUCACCGCCUCUGGUGCGCCAUGGGUGGAAUUGAGACGUUUCUCCUCUAUGGCACUACGGAAAUUGGGGAUGGGAAAGAUCACUUUUGAGAAGCAGAUUUCCAUUGAAGCUCGGUAUCUUCUUAAGGAGAUACAAAAGCAGGGACGGGAGAGCUUUAAUCCCAAAGAGUUCUUACAGAACGCUGUUGCCAACAUCAUUUGCUUCUUGGUGUUCGGUAGCAGGUUUGAGUACACAGACGAGAAGUUCAAAGAGCUUCUUGAGACGCUCCACAAGUCGCAUGAGCUUGGUGGGGCGGGGGGAGUUGUCGAGUUUGUGCCUAUAUUUGCUAAACUGACAUUUCUUCCCAUUGUGAAAAAGCACAUGGCCAUCAAUCGGGCAUUUGAACAGAUGAUGAGGAGGCUACUGAAAGAACAUGAGAAGGGAUACCGACCCGAGAUCUCGCGAGAUUAUACAGACGCUUUCUACAGCGAGAUGAAGGCUAAAGACAGCAAAGGCCAACCGACUUUCAUGAACCCUAUCAGUCUGUUCCACUCCGUGUCGGGCCUGUUCGGGGCUGGAACCGAGACUACAACCACCACCCUCCAGUGGGUUUUGCUCUACAUGAUUGCCUACCCUGAAAUUCAGGCUAAGGUGCAGCAGGAACUGGACAGUGUGGUUGGCCGGGACAGACCACCGCAGCUCUCGGAUAAGCCACAGUUAGUCUUUACUCAGGCGGUACUUCACGAGAUCCAGCGCGUCACCAUAGUCCCCUUGGGCGUGCCUCAUAAAUGCAUGGAGGACACCACCGUUUCAGGAUACCACAUUCCAAAGGGUUCUUUGCUGCUCACCAACCUCUGGCAAGUCCUCAAUGACCCCUGUGAAUGGACCAAUCCAAAGCAAUUUCGACCGGAGCGAUUCCUGGACCGUCACGGCAAUCUUGUGCGGCGGGAGAAAUUUAUACCAUUUGGUGUAGGUCGUCGUUUCUGUCUCGGCGAGAACUUGGCCAAGAUGGAGGUGUUUCUGGUGUUCACAAUUCUCCUCCAUCAUUUCACCUUCAAGGCGCCAGAGGGCGCUACGAUCACCUUCAAAGCGGUCGAGUCACUGACGCUUGCACCCGUUCCGUACAAAGUUAUUGCUGUUGCGCGUGACUGAUAAAGAUGACGUGGCUUCGACUUAGUCAUCAGUUGCAUGACCUGAGCCUCUGACGUGAGGGUGUGAUCACCAAGUAAAUAAAAGUAAACAGUUUUUCUGAAUAAAAAUGAGUAAUGCGAGAUCAGAGGCCAAAAUUUUAGUUGCCUUUAAAUGACAAGUCUUUUCUUUGAUGCAAUCAUUUGGCCACUGAACAAAACCAACCCAUUGUAAUAAAAACGUGAGUGAAAUUUCAAGCAUCAGCUUUUUCUGAAGAAAAUAGGUCAGAAAUGCUUGUUGUUUGUCUUAGCCUCGUUAGUUUGCCUUUGAGGACUAUCUGCUUAUUAAUGAUAUUAAUAUUAAAAACAGCAAGCAGUUGUGCUUUCACAUUAAGCCCCCAAAAAUUGCCAAAUCGAUAUAGUCACACGUUGAAUCAACCAGCAGACUUAUGUAAAAAAGCAACUGUUGAUUAAUUGAAAAAUCAAUUGUUUACUAAUUCUUCCAGCUUGACCUAUAUAAACCCAUUGAGCUCUUUCGGUGUUUCGUAAAGCCAAGAUCGUUCGGGAACGAACGAACGAAGUGCGCGAUUGAGUCGAGCUAGCGUACUAUGGCCGUUUUCCAGUACUAGACUUGGGCUCCGUCUCAGGCUUAAGCUGUUUUUCUACUUCCUGACUUUGACGUUAUAAGUGUAAUAGUAAGUCUGAAAGUGCCACAAAACAUCAAGUAAGAUGCAAAAGAGAUAAACAUUACAGUAUUUUAAUUUAAGUUGAACGCUUUAGGCCCACAAUCGAGGAUUGGUUUCCUACACGAAGCCUGAGACGGAGACAAAGUUGAGUAUUGGAAAAAGGCCUAUGGCUACGCUGAUCGGCUAUCAUGUAGCUAGCUGUUUCCGAGUGGCCUUGUACUGAGCAUGCACUAUUGCAAUACCAUACUGGCUCACUGGACCAAACAAGUUUAUCAACCUCAUGUCAUUAUUCGAAUGAUUCUUGAGCAAUGCCUAAUAAGGCAGGAAAACAAGAUAAAAGUUUGGAAUGUUCAUUAAAUGUACAUAAAUCAAAUGGACUCUACAAAUCGAAAGAGAGCGUCGCACCCAACCGUAAUAAAGGAGCCUUUCCAUCUGCGCGUCAACACUUGCGCCAAGCGUUGCGUAUCCGUCACAAUCGCUCCUGGGCGAUUUUGACUGCCGAACGCAACGCACACGUGUGUUAUGUGAAUGGACUCGAUGUUUGUGUCCGUGAAAAUAAAACGCAUGAACGCAUCGUGCACGCAACACACCCAAAACAUGUACAUACGGAAAGGUGGCUUUAACCACACCAGUCAAGAACAGCUUUCCUGCCACCAUUCAACCUGCUGGGCUAUAUCAACACGACUUAGCCAACUAGUACGUUUUAACCAAAAUGAAAAAAAAAUUAUUAACAUCAAUCGCACAUCUCAGGAUCUAUAUUUAUCUUACUUUUGCCAUAGAAUACAUAAAAAAUAAGGCCGGCAGUGGAUUAUGAGAUUCAAAAGGUCCAAUUACCAUUAAAUUUGAAUAAGUUACAUUUAAAUGGCCCAUAAAAAGUAUGACAUCUGAAACUCAGGCCUUUUAACUUCGGUCCGAUGGACAGCAUUGUGCCCCGCGCUGGAUCAAGAGAGCUAGAGCGCAGUUUUCCUGGCAACAGAGGCUCCUUCGGAAGGAACUCCAAUUCGCUGGUUCACGAAGACAAUAAGAUGCAUCCGUUGCAUGCACGUCGCUACCAACAAAACAAACACUCCCUUACCAGAAUGGCUCUUUUCAAACUAUGACGGGGGGGGCUUUUGUUCAAGGCGGAUAGUCAAUCUUUCGACGUCUUCCAUGAUUGCUUUCCUAUACGCAACUGUUUCAUGUACGUACGUUCUACUUCUCACUCUUUACGUGACCACCUCUUUAACCAGGGCUCAGUCAUCCAUGUCUUGUAGAAUAUCCAGCUUCAUGCCGUAAGGUCAACCACUUUAGGGUUGUAUGCCCGUGUAUUUUCUUUCCCAUUGUUUUCCUCUGCCUUACCAGAACAGGUAUUUUUUCGCAUACAUGUAUGUACACUUAAAGUAAUUUGAGAUGCUUAUUUCAGUCUACUUUCAAAUUUUGUUUUAUUCAUAGCUUUAGUAAUUGAAAUAAUUGUAUUUUACGUUAUCAUGUUACGUUAAUAUUGUUUUAUUUCCUUGAGUAUUUGCAUUUAUCAUUUUCUAAUUUUAGUUAUUUCCUGUUUCCUAUUUAACCAGAGUUUUAGAACAGCUCGAAACUAGAAACCAAUGGUUUCUAGUUUCAAAAGAAACAUCAUGGUUUCAAACCAUGAUGUUUCUUUUGGGCAAGCCAGCGGGAGCUGGUUAAUUAUUGCGUCCUUCAUGUUUUGUUUCUAAUGUUUAAAUGUGUCUUCUGUCAAUAAAGUGUCUUUGUAAGUGUAUCCCGAAAAAUAA
This is a messenger RNA of Acanthaster planci (crown-of-thorns starfish), 4097 nucleotides long. Its product is annotated as cytochrome P450 2J4-like. The record is from RefSeq and is a predicted model, not a curated record. Gene Ontology annotation, molecular function: iron ion binding; oxidoreductase activity, acting on paired donors, with incorporation or reduction of molecular oxygen; monooxygenase activity. NCBI's taxonomy places the organism in Eukaryota, Metazoa, Echinodermata, Asteroidea, Valvatida, Acanthasteridae.